CUCCCUCCUUUCUCCCUUCUCUCUGCCAGUCUCAGGCGAGCCUUCCUUGGGAGCCGGGCUCCUUUCCAUCCAUCUAUCCUCCUCGUCCUCUCUGGGGUCUCCCUCUCUUUCUCCUCUUCUCUUCCUUCCUGCCUCCUUUCCGGGGCCAGGAUGUCGGAGGUGCUGCCCUUCAGUGAGGAGAAGCUGGGCUCCUUCUCCUCGGACGUGGGGGCCGAGAUCCCCUUCUCCUGCCGGGUCCGGGACACCAACGCCUUCUACUCUGGGGGGCAGACCAAGAGGCCCCCCAAACUGGGGCAGAUCGGAAGGAGCAAGUGCGUUGUCAUCGAAGACGACCGGAUCGACGACGUGCUGAAAAACAUUUCCGAGAAGCCUCCACCAGGAGUUUAAACCCAACGACACCUAAAAAAUGGGGAAAAAAUUGAAAUAUUGAAGUUCGCCAUCCACAACUUUACAAACCUGCAAUUUUUAUAUAUACAUAUAUUCCCAAAAAAGCAGGGUCCGGAACGAAGGAAGGAAGAAGGAUGGAAAGAAAGAAAAGAAAAGGGGGGAACGAAAAAAAAGCACAAGCGGACGACAAAAAAAAUUGCACAAUUUUCUCCCUGAAUUUGAAAUAUUGCACUGAAACUUUGGACUUUUUUUUUUUCUCACGAGACUUUGGAAUAUAAUAGAAUGGAAAAAAACAGUAUUAUUUAUUUAUUUAUUGGCAGGAGACAUUUGCAUGUAUUUGCAUACAUUUGCAUACACUUCUACUUCCGUGUUUUUUUCCAAUUUUGCAUACACACUCCGGAUCGAUCCCGACGAUAUUUGUAAAUACGAUUCUAUCUAUAUAAGGAUCGGAUUCAGGUUUUUUUUUCCUUGUGGAAUGUAUGGAAGCAAAAAAAUUUUUUUUCUUGUUAUUCUUAAAAUUAUUAUUAUUAUUUAUUUUGGGGAAAAAAUAGAUUUUGAAAAAAAAACGGAUUAUUUUGCUGCUCGGAAAAGAAAUGUAAUUUUGUACGCUGAAAUCGGAGAGAGGUUUUUAUUCCUUUCCUUGGGGGAAAUAACAUAUAUUAUAUACAGUAUCAA
Anolis sagrei ordinatus is the source of this 1062-nucleotide messenger RNA. It is a transcript of the gene CAMK2N1, whose product is annotated as calcium/calmodulin dependent protein kinase II inhibitor 1. Gene Ontology annotation, molecular function: calcium-dependent protein kinase inhibitor activity; protein kinase binding. Gene Ontology annotation, biological process: negative regulation of protein kinase activity. The record is from RefSeq and is a predicted model, not a curated record. Lineage: Eukaryota; Metazoa; Chordata; Lepidosauria; Squamata; Anolidae.